ACUCACCGAAUUUGUUUUCGUUCCUUGUACGCUUUCGAGGAGAAAAAUUUCUCCCUUUUUAUUUUCCCUGUUAUCGGCACGGCACACUUUCUUCGAUUUCCACGAGCAAUUGAUCUCGAAAUCGGGCGAUCUUCUUCAGAUCUUGGCUCGUUGCUAUCAUAUAUUCAGGAAUCAUGUCACUUGUUCAGUAUUACCAGCCACGUGGUGGCCACAGCCAGUUUCAAGGAGAUGGUAGAUCAUUGUAUGGCCGGAACUGCAAUAUGGGCAUGAGGACAAUGAUUGCUGCAGCGAAUGGUUAUUGGAGUUACGAUAAUAAUGCCUACAGUGCAAAGCUAGGUGGAAAUAAUCUUUAUAAUUUUCAAGAUUUUACUAAGAAUGAUAUGCUGGAAGGGGGCUAUAAUUUCCACGCUUAUCCUGACUCCGUAGUGCCGCCUUCCAAAAGGAGAAAGAUUUCAGCCUUUUCUAGCGAAAGCACUGGUAGACAUUAUCAACACCAAUAUGAACACAAAAGCAUUUUGUUAAAUAAUGUUGAUAGGUGUGAACAUCCGAAACCUGAUGAAUCUUAUUGCAAUGACCGGAUAGUCUGCCACACUUCAGCUUCUGGUGCUGCGCCCAGGUUUAAUGCUGUCAGUUACAGUUCAACUUCGUGCAAGCGUGAUCGGUCAAAGUUUGAGGAUGAUGAGGUAGUUUUUAUGUCGAGGGAUGAGAUAGAGAGAUGCUCUCCUUCUAGAAGAGAUGGAAUUGAUCCGCUACAUGAGGCGCAUCUGAGAUACUCAUACUGUGCUUUCCUUCAGAACCUCGGAGUUAGGCUUGAUCUGCCACAAACAACUAUUGCCACUGCCAUGGUUCUUUGCCACCGAUUCUUUCUUCGCCGUUCUCAUGCUGCUCAUGAUAGAUUUAUGAUAGCCACUGCCGUGCUUUUCCUUGCUUCAAAGUCUGAGGAGACACCGCGCCCUCUGAAUGACGUACUAAGAGUGUCAUGUGAAACUCUCCACAAGCAGGACUUCACUAUUCUAUCAUAUAUGCUGCCCAUAGAUUGGUUUGAACAAUAUCGAGAAAGGAUCACUGAGGCAGAGCAACUGGUCUUAACGACCUUAAAUUUUGAGCUAAAUGUUCAGCAUCCUUACGAUUCGUUGACGGAUACUCUUCAGAAGUUAGGCUUUUCACAGUCGCUCUUAGUAAAUCUGGCACUGAACUUUGUCAGUGAAGGGAUCUAUAGAGGACUAGCAUGCACACCUUUUGAAAUUAAUAGCUGGCGGUUGAUGUGCUGUGCAUGGAAUGUUUUGUUUUUCAUCUGAAGUUGAAGUAAUGAUAUCAUGUGGUUGCCUUUUCCAUGCUGACACUCCUUAAUGACAUGCUUACGAGCUAUAAGUAGUACAUGGAUCAAUUAACCAUAUGUUUCCACACGGACAUCUAUGUCCAAUGAAAUUUUAUGUGGACGAGCGUCCACUUCUUUCACCCAUUUACCAUAUCUUAUUCCUAUAAUCUGGCUGAAUGAUUUGUUAAUCGUUCAGCAGAGCUGAUUCCUGUUGUUGAUGAUGGUGUGACUGACCAGUCAGUUCCAAAUCAUUUUUUUUCCAAAUUCCUUGCUCCAAUGUUCUUUCCCGUCAGCUUUAACCCUUCCAUUCACUUAAGGAUGCUCUAGAUUUCCUAAUCCUAUUCUUUUUGUAGCCCUCUGACUUUAAUUAAAAUCAAUUGACUUGUUUUCUAUAACUCUAUAGUAAAUGCUGAAUAGCUUGGAUGCCAGAUAUUUGUUUGGUACUUAAAGCUUCCAGAGUAAGAAAAUAUGAAUAUUUACAACCGCAGCCUCAAAAAUGGAGAUUGGAUGAGUCAGUGUUCCGGCUGUUGAAAGUGAAAUUGGCAGUGUCUUGCUCAUGUUCUUACUUUAGAGCCAAUGUUAUCUGGAUUUUUUCCAGUGCUCAUUUUGAAUGAUCUUAGGUUUUGAGAUUUCUUUCUUUUAGUCAUGUUAAACGUUAGUGAGGAUAGAUAGAUGAAAUCCUCUCUUCAUACAGAAAUGAAGGUAUAAUUGACAAAGGAAGUAGGAUUACUAUCACCCAGUUUCAGUAGGAAGUGAAAAUGGGAGUUAAAACACUCCUUGACAUAGAUAGGAGAAAGACUUAUGCUUCAUCUACAUGUUUUCGUCCAAUAGUCCUUGGUAGAUAGGAUUUUAAGUUUUAUGUUUUGCCUUCUCAGAGUAUUAUAGGACCCUGUCUGAUCAUUUCUCUUAUGUUUGGGUGGUGAAUGCAAGAAGAAUGUGUCCUCGACCCUGUUAUUUUUUCCUUAUGUGCAGUAGGAAUUUCUAAUAGGUGCCGUGUCUCAUUUCUAAGUUUAAUACUAUUCUAGAUAUAUAACUCUAGGGAAAAUAUUGAGUUGAGCCCUCUAUUUGGUUGUAGCUUUGGGAUUCUAUCAGUCUCUCCCUAUUAAUAAAUCUGUACUUUCCUUGAAAGAGAAUAUAUAUAUUGUAUGAAGAAAAACAAUUUGUGGGGUUGCACGACCUGUCUUUUUUUUUAGCAAUGUCCAAACCAAGAUGUGAUUCUGAGAUAUGUUAUUUUCCAAUGCAUUGUUGCUUUCCUCAAAUCAGUUUAUUUUGUACCACCAAUUAAAGACAUCUUUUAUUAUAACAGAUCAUGUUUUACUUGAUUAUACGAGCUAUAUGUCUGAAGUAUCUUUUGCUUGUAGAUUUAUGUACUAUGCCAGUGAACUUUACAAAUUUUAAUACAGAAGGUACUUGUUUUGUGA
Molecule: messenger RNA, 2739 nt
Organism: Andrographis paniculata
Lineage: Eukaryota; Viridiplantae; Streptophyta; Magnoliopsida; Lamiales; Acanthaceae
Product: cyclin-T1-3-like
Exons: 6
Coding region: 174-1298 (374 amino acids)
Biological process (GO): positive regulation of DNA-templated transcription, elongation; regulation of transcription by RNA polymerase II
Cellular component (GO): cyclin/CDK positive transcription elongation factor complex; nucleus
Molecular function (GO): cyclin-dependent protein serine/threonine kinase activator activity
Source: RefSeq, a predicted model, not a curated record